UGCAACUCUUAAAAUUGCCCUGAAUAUAUGCUCCAAUUAGCAGCAGUCACAAGUGGGUUGUUAAAGAAAAAGUAGAGGUAGUACAAAGUCGUUUAAGAAUAAGUUACAUAAAAUAAACACGUUUUUGAUUGGCUGUACAUUAUUAUUUUUUUCUUUUUAUCACAAAUUCCAGGAAUAAGAAGGUCAAGGAGUAAGGCUGCCAAUCAAGAACAAAAUCCCUUUAAACAAUUGACCCAGGUGUGCGUGUGAGGAUGUAAAUGAAGUCCUAUACUCGAGUCUCCAGGGCGUGAUAUAUUUUGCCUAUUUCACAUAGCUCAGACUGCUAUGGGCUAUUUCCCCCUCAAUGUACAAGGAUCGGAAACGUUGGCUGCAUACAUAGGUCACUAUGAAAAGUUUGGACACAGACUGCGCUCUGGUCCAUUAUUUCACUUCCAAGAAACACACUCGACAGCUUCCUUUCUGAUUCGCUGGGCUUAUCGGUGUUGCUGGGAGGGCUUCAUUUGCUUCCACACACACGGAUUUUGUUUCUUGAUUUAGUGUAUCGCAAAACUUUAGUAAUGGCCCACGUAUUAGAGUCACCUGGGGGAACUUUUAAAUAAUGGCUCUCAAACUUCAGUGUGCAUCAGAAUCGCUUGAAGGAUCUAGUAGCUCAGCCCUAAUCACAGAGUUUAUGAAUCAGGUAGUCUGACGUGCAGGAGAGAAUUUGCAUUUCUAUCCAGGUUUUCAGGUGAUACUGACGCUAUACUUUGAGAGCCACAGUUUCAAAAUAUAAGAAUUUCCAGGCCCCACCUCUAGACUGAUUCCAUCAGCGUGAGGAUGGAAAUCUGGCCUUGAUGAUGGCCUCUAACCUCACUGGAUGGACUGUGGUUGGUUCCUUUAAGUUACUACGGAAUUGGAAACUAAUCAAUGAAUGUACUCAUAAUUCUGGGUCAAUUGUAGGAAUUCUGCAGUAUUUAAGCUUUAAAUAAGUGACAAUCAUUGAUUUUGAAAAGCACCACUGCGAUUUUUGUUUAAACUCACUUGACUGCCUUUGGAAGACCUUUCUGACCACCCUCGGGUGUAUUUUCGAAUACCACGUUAGAGACGUUAUUAGUACAAUACCCAGAGAAGGUUCUUAAAGAAGUGGGGGUCCCUUUGAGCCCUGUCUGCGCAGUCCAUGGGUCCCCUUGGGCUCCCCUAACUCUUGUAUUUUCAACAAGUGAGCUGGGCAUGCUCAGUGGGCUGGGUCGGUUUUGGGGGUGGGGGUGCAAGUGGGAAGCCUGCAGCUCAGCCGCCGGGGCUCGCCUCCCCCCACCUGUAAGAGGCUGGGCUGGAAGAGCCUGUGCUCAGCUUCCCAACCCCCCUGGUGCUUGGGCUUGGGCUUCCCCGCGCUGUCAUUUAGGCGGGGGGCCAGGAGGCCUGGUGUGCCUCCUGAGCGCUCGGGGGGAGUCGGGGCGAGGGCUUUGGGCUUGGCCGCGGGGUCCCAGGGGUCCGCCCGCCUGCUAGAAGCGUUUCUAGGCCCAGGGAAGCCUGCCUGCCGAGAGGUGCGGAGUAGGGGCAGCCAGAUCCGGGGGCAGGCGACGAGAAGUCCUCAGGCUAAGAAAUGGCAUUUCAGAAGGCAGUGAAAGGGACUAUUCUUGUUGGAGGAGGUGCUCUUGCAACUGUUUUAGGACUCUCUCAGUUUACCCAUUACAGAAGAAAGCAAUUGAACCUGGCCUAUGUUGAAGCAGCAGAGUGCAUUUCGGAACCUGUUAACAGGGAGCCUCCUUCCAGAGAAGCUCAGAUACUGACUUUGCAAAACACGUCUGAAUUUGAUGUCCUUGUUAUUGGAGGAGGAGCAACAGGAAGUGGCUGUGCACUGGAUGCUGUCACCAGAGGACUAAAAACAGCCCUUGUAGAAAGAGAUGAUUUCUCAUCAGGGACCAGCAGCAGAAGUACUAAAUUGAUCCAUGGUGGUGUGAGAUACCUUCAGAAGGCCAUCAUGAAGUUGGAUAUUGAGCAGUAUAGGAUGGUGAAAGAAGCCCUUCAUGAGCGUGCCAACUUACUGGAAAUUGCUCCCCAUUUAUCAGCUCCAUUGCCUAUAAUGCUUCCAAUUUACAAAUGGUGGCAGUUACCUUACUACUGGGUAGGAAUCAAGCUAUAUGAUCUGGUUGCAGGAAGUAAUUGCCUGAAAAGUAGUUAUGUCCUCAGCAAAUCAAGAGCCCUCGAACAUUUCCCAAUGCUCCAGAAGGACAAACUGGUAGGAGCAAUUGUCUACUACGAUGGACAACACAACGAUGCACGGAUGAACCUUGCCAUUGCUCUGACUGCUGCCAGGUAUGGGGCUGCCACAGCCAAUUACAUGGAGGUAGUGAGCUUGCUCAAGAAGACAGACCCCCAAACAGGGAAAGAACGCGUGAGCGGCGUGCGCUGCAAGGAUGUCCUCACAGGGCAGGAAUUUGAUGUGAGAGCCAAAUGCGUUAUCAAUGCCACGGGACCUUUCACGGACUCCGUGCGUAAAAUGGACGAUAAGAAUGCUACAGCCAUCUGCCAGCCAAGCGCUGGGGUCCAUAUCGUGAUGCCUGGUUAUUAUAGCCCAGAGAGCAUGGGACUUCUUGACCCAGCAACCAGUGAUGGGCGAGUUAUUUUCUUCUUACCUUGGCAAAAGAUGACUAUCGCUGGUACUACUGAUAGUCCAACUGAUAUUACAAACCAUCCCAUUCCUUCAGAGGAGGAUAUCAACUUCAUUUUGAAUGAAGUGCGUAAUUACCUGAGUUGUGAUGUUGAAGUGAGAAGAGGGGACGUCCUGGCAGCCUGGAGUGGUAUCCGGCCCCUGGUGACAGAUCCCAAGUCUGCAGAUACUCAGUCCAUCUCCCGAAAUCAUGUUGUAGAUGUCAGCGAGAGUGGCCUUGUCACUAUAGCAGGUGGGAAGUGGACAACGUAUCGAUCUAUGGCAGAAGAUACCGUCAAUGCUGCUGUCAAGACUCACAAUUUGAAAGCAGGACCAAGCAGAACGGUUGGGCUUUUCCUUCAAGGGGGGAAAGAUUGGAGCCCCACACUCUAUAUUAGGCUUGUCCAGGAUUACGGCCUUGAAAGCGAGGUGGCGCAACACCUUGCAGCCACCUACGGUGAUAAGGCUUUCGAGGUGGCCAAAAUGGCAAGUGUGACUGGCAAGAGGUGGCCUAUUGUUGGAGUGCGACUUGUGUCCGAAUUCCCAUAUAUUGAAGCAGAGGUGAAAUAUGGGAUUAAGGAGUAUGCCUGCACCGCAGUGGAUAUGAUUUCACGGCGCACUCGCCUGGCGUUUCUAAACGUCCAGGCCGCCGAGGAAGCCCUACCCAGGAUUGUUGAACUGAUGGGCAGAGAACUGAACUGGGAUGAUUAUAAGAAAGAGGAAGAACUUGAAACAGCCAAGAAGUUUCUGUAUUAUGAAAUGGGCUAUAAAUCUCGAUCAGAACAGCUAACGGACCGCUCUGAGAUUAGCCUGAUGCCUUCAGACAUUGAUCGGUACAAGAAGAGAUUUCAUAAGUUUGAUGCAGACCAGAAAGGCUUUAUUACUAUUGUUGAUGUUCAGCGGGUAUUAGAGAGUAUCAAUAUCCAGAUGGAUGAAAAUACACUACAUGAAAUUUUGAAUGAAGUAGAUUUAAAUAAAAAUGGACAGGUUGAACUCAAUGAAUUUUUGCAGCUAAUGAGUGCUAUUCAAAAAGGAAGAGUGUCUGGAAGCCGGCUUGCUAUACUCAUGAAAACUGCGGAAGAGAACCUUGACAAAAGAGUUACGAUUCCAGUGGACCGUAGUUGUGGAGGAUUGUGAGUCAGGGCAGUGAACGCAUAGCCAACAAACACAGGAACAACAAACCACCAUGUAACAACCAGAGAUGACUUAAACAACUCUAAAAUCGUGAAUAUGAAUAGCUGCCGUUUUUUAACACUGGAAAACAUUCCAACAAAACUUUAGGAUGUUGGUAUAUUUGCCAACCUUCUAUGCUGAUAUUUUAUUUGUAUAUGACAUUCAAUCUAGCUUCUAGAAAGUAUAUUUUAUCUUUUUUCUUAUUUUCACUACACAUUGAUUUAACAUUUUACAUCCAUUUUGUGACCCGUGAGACAUAACAUGCUCUUUUUUUAUUAUUCAUUUAUUCUAAAUCAGUUCUAAAGGCAGAAUAUUUUGGCAACAGUUGAAAAAGGAAGCUAGAGAAAUUUUGUGACAUCCAUAAAGCACUGGACAUUAACCGUAUACAUAGCAUUUGUUAAAAAGAGUGACCUAUUGAAAUGAUAGUGUUUCUGGAAACUUUUUAGCCCCUUCUUCUUCCAGCUGGUCUACCUGCCCCAUCUAACCAAUAUUCAACAAUAUUGCAUAAUUUUCUAUCUAAAGCUAUAUGACUGGCAAAUUGGAGAGAGAAGAAAAAGUUUAGAUCUGGUUUACAGGAGAAAGUCUGAAAGAGAAACUUUGAAAGCUUCCAGAAUCACAGGUAUAAGAUAAGGAUAGAAUUGACAUUUGCUGGAAGUUACAGUGAUAGUUUCAUCUCAGUGGUUCAUUUUUUUCCUCAGUCGCUGCUGAUUUUCUUUGACUGUCAUAGUUGCCAGGAGGAUCCUUGCUUUUCUUACUUUAAAACCAGCAUUUGAGUGGCAAGUUAGAUGUAAUGGGAUGAAACCAAAUUUCUCUAGUCUUUACAGUAAUAAUACAUUUAAGAAUAUCUGUUUAUAUAUUCACAUAUGAUAAUACACGUUUCAAUUCCCAAAUGCUAAAAUUUGGAGCUUGUGGUAUUGUCAAAACUGGCUUAUCACUUUUGAGGGUGGGUAUUUGCAAACAUCAGUUAAAGAGGAUACAACAGAUUUUAGUUAACUUUAAUUAUAAUUAUAUGUAAAAUAAGACAGUUCAGUAUCCUAGGUCAUCGUGGUUGCUUAAAGCCUUUCCCCUCCUGUACUCAAUGGAAAUAGUCUCAGUCAACCUCAAAUAAAAAUGAAAAAAUCGCCCUUCCCCUCUCCCACUCCCCCAAAGCAAAAAUCAAUGUGCAUUGAAUUCAAAAAGCAAUGUGUUGAAUGUAAAAAGCCAGUUUGGGAUACUUUUGCUACAUUUUGAUGGCAUUUUAACAAGUCAUUUGGCUAUUUAUUAAUUAUGCUUCCUCUUGUGAAGCUAUCUGACCAGUUACUUUUUCAUUUUUUAAGAUCAGGUUCUGUAUGUAAUGGGAAAUGUGACACUUUAUUUCACUGCAGGUUUUUAUUGCACAGAUUUGAAGUCUUUGUUUUUUAAACUUGUACAUAAAACACUUUUGUGCUAUUAUCUCUAUUUACGUCAACAUGGUAGAAUAUCUUUAUGCCUUAUUCAAGUGAGUUAUGAGCCUGUAUGUCACAAUGUAAACACUGGAGGUUCACUCCCCUAAGCCCUUACCCACCACUUCUGAAACAAACCACAGGGAAAGACAGCAUCUUAACUCAUUUUGUUUUUAAGUGAAGUUUAGAUACCUGCCGCUUCCUAAAGAAAAACCUAAAAGAGCAAGUGAAGUUCCCAGGGAUCACUGUGAACUUUUUUCUUUCAAAGUGUGAAUUUUUACACUGGCUUUUUUUUUUUUUUUUUUAACAAGUGUGACUUUACAAUUUAGUAUUUUUCUAUUGAGACAAUAAAUUCCACUGUUAGAACCCAGUGACUCUCAAUAGGUAGACCUGUCCUUUUAAGCAUCCCAGAUGAUAUACCACAAUAUUGUACAUUUGUGCUCUCUCUCUCUUUCUCUCUUCCUAGUUAGAUCAAGAUACCAGCGACUUGUAUCCUCCCUGGUUCCAUUACAGUAGGGACUGGGCUUAGAAUGUGACUGGCCCAGGCAGAUGUGUGUUUGUUAAACAGGCCUUGUGUGUGAGCGUGGCUAUGAGUGAAGUUCCUUUAAGGACAAAGAAAAAGCACACUUUUCUUCUUUUGAGCAUAUCUGCUUUUGCUUAAAAUCUGCUAAAUUCUGGCUCGGCGCCUGUGGCUCAAGCAGCUAAGACACCAGCCACAUACACCUGAGCUGGCGGGUUCGAAUCCAGCCUGGGCCUGCCAAACAACAAUGACGGCUGCAACCAAAAAAUAGCCGGGCAUUGUGGUAGGCGCCUGUAAUCCCAGCUACUUGGGAGGCAGAGGCAGGAGAAUUGCGUGAGCCCUGGAGUUGGAGGUUGCUGUGAGCUGUGAUGCAACGGCACUCUACCCAGGGCGACAGCUUGAGGCUCUGUCUCCCAAAAAAAGAAAGAAAGAAAGAAAAAAAUCUGCUAAAUUCUAAAACAUAUAGUCCUUCAGCAAUCCCAGAGGCUUCUUUGGAAAUAAAUUGGUUUUAAGCCAUUACUGUGAAUAAAACACGCCAGCAUUUUUUUUUUUUUUUUUACAAUUUCUUAAUUAAACUGGUAGAGCUUCUUUACCUGAUUUAAGAAAGGCAGGGGAAAAUAGGAAUAAGCCCCUUCAAAACUCAUUCCAAGCACAAAAGAAUUUUUUUUCUUUUUAUAUAAACUUGAUAUUAGUUGUUUCUGUUGGGGUGGGGGGGGAGUGUUCCGAAGAUUGCCUUUCAUCACCAAGUGAUUUAUUUCAAGAGCCUUAAGGGGAUUCAGGUGAAGGAACCCCCACCUCUGUGAUGGAGGGUCAGAUACUAUCUUAAAUCGCCCCCCACCAUGGUCAUAACAAUAGUGACAAUGCUGGAUUAUUUGUUAAGCCAAGGGUGUCUAUUCAUCAUGCUGUUGAUAAUAUUCUUGCCUUCAAGCAAUUUAUCCUGAGUGUAACUUUAGAAUUUCUGCUACUAAAUGCAUGCUCCCUAUUCUGCUUUGGUUUCUGCUUUUGUUCUGUCUGUUGCAGAAUAUGUAGCUUUCUCUUUAGUACAACAAAAAUUUCAUUCUUUUACUAAAUAUAUUGUUAAGAGUCACCAUUGAUCUUUCUUUUUUAUGUAUCUAUAAUGAUUUUGGUGUAUGAAUGUAAUAUUGAAGUCAAAGAUGCUAUAACUUGCACUGUUUUGCAUUAUGUCAACCUUGUUUAGGGAGUAUAAAAGCCCUACUAUGUUUUUAAAAAUAUCCAAGAUAAGCCCCGUGCUGGUGUGGAUACACACACUGCAUGUUUUCAUAUGUGACACUUUUAUGUUUUGUGUUGGGUUAUUGUUCUAGAUUGGACUGUUAAAUACUGUGUUUGAGGCUGGGUUGUCAUUUUUAUAACUGUCUUGGUGUUUUAUCGCCAUUAUUUAUUACUUUUGAUAUACAGAAUGAGCUGCAUGCAUUUAUAGAGCAAUAAGAGGAUGUAUUUAAUGUGCCUUGUUUUUAACUGAAUAAGAACUGGAAGCAUGAAUCAAUAAAACUGAUUAAAAUGGUC
Molecule: messenger RNA, 7267 nt
Organism: Nycticebus coucang (slow loris)
Lineage: Eukaryota; Metazoa; Chordata; Mammalia; Primates; Lorisidae
Gene: GPD2
Product: glycerol-3-phosphate dehydrogenase 2
Exons: 17
Coding region: 1583-3766 (727 amino acids)
Biological process (GO): glycerol-3-phosphate metabolic process
Cellular component (GO): mitochondrion; glycerol-3-phosphate dehydrogenase (FAD) complex
Molecular function (GO): calcium ion binding; glycerol-3-phosphate dehydrogenase (quinone) activity
Source: RefSeq, a predicted model, not a curated record